Periconia digitata is the source of this 1791-nucleotide messenger RNA. Lineage: Eukaryota; Fungi; Ascomycota; Dothideomycetes; Pleosporales; Periconiaceae. The record is from the annotation of a GenBank genome assembly.
CCUACGGGCUAUACCCAAAUCGGUGAACACGAUUUGGCCCCCAAACUGUUUCUUGCUAUAAGAUAUGCCUCGUACUCCUGGCUAUUCAAUGCUUUGAAUGCUAAUCUCCAGAUAUUGAAUUUCUGCAACAUGCCUCGUUUACCCACCGCAAAAGAACUGAACCUCUUCGACGAGGAGGUCCCUGAGGGUAUGGCUCUUUCCUGCAUGCCCCCCGCCCAGGAACACUACGAGGAUCCCUUCUGGUACGACUCCGGUGGCAGAAAUCCCUUUCAUCGCAAACGCGUACACAGAAUGAUAGCUGGCGAAGAGCGUAAAACCAAAAUCCGCGAAAUCAUCGAGGAAUUCCCUCGAUAUGGACCAGCGAUGUAUGAGUGGGCAGUCGAUGAGAACGAUCCCACUCUUGUCGCGGAGCUAUUCGAGCUGGGUGUAUCUACAGAUAUAAAGGAGGCGAAAAAGAAAGAUGAGAGCAAGGGUGGCGAAGACGAUUUGGAUGUAGACGAAGAUCAGUCAUAUCCUCAACUCGAGAUGAUGUCUGCUUUCCAUAAUGCAGCAUUCGAUGGCAAGAUGGAAUGUGUUAAAAUAUUCGUCGAGGUCGGCCAUAUAGACAUCAACGAGAAAGAUGACAGAGAUACGACACCUUUGACAAAUGCACUAUUAGGCGGACACGAGGAAAUUGUUGAUUGGCUUUUCGACCACGGCGCCAACAUAACGUUUGAAGCGGAGGUAAUUGAUGAUAUGCAGGCUGCCGUACGGUCCUGUAAAGUGGCGAUAGUAAAAAAGCUGCUCGAGCACCCACAGUCGGUCAAAGCAAAGUUGCAAAUCGAAACCUCGCAUCUGCUCUACGCUGCAGCAUCAAAUAAUGACCCGCUAGAUAUGGUUCGAUUUGUUCUUGAAUCUAGCUGCUUCGGGUCUCCCGUCACUCGGUCCCAGACGGAUGCAAUCAUGGAAAGUCUGUAUGCCGCUGUGGCACAUGGAUCAAUUGAGACACUUCGACUCAUGCUUCCUUUCGUAACGAAGCAGAAAGAAGACGGAUCCUUUGAGUAUGUUGAGCUGUCAGACAGCCAUCUAUCCGAGGUCUUCAAUGCCACCGAAGAUGCCAUGAAAGAGCAGGAUAUCCCCGAAUUAUUUAAGCUCGUCUGGGAAACCUUACUAUGUGGGCCAAACACGAUCACAAACAUCCACAACGAGACCGUCGUCACGACAGAAGACAGAUUAAACCGUCGGCUAAUAUCUGCAUGUGCAGAAGGCUGUCCAGAAACCUGUAGACUUCUUGUUGAUCAGUACGGUGCAGACAUCCAUCACAUAAGCCACAAAUACUCUACCACCCCACUUUCGCGAGCGACCGGGUCGUCCGCAAAUCCGCUUGAGAGACGAUUACCAGUAGCCCGCUAUCUUCUUGAAGAAAAGCACGCAAACAUUCAUCUGGCUGACGGGGAAUAUGCAAACAGUGCUACGCCACUUGCAGUGUUUCUGAAAUCUGGAGCUAGAGGUCAACACGAGAUGGUCAAGCUGGUGCUCAAGAACGGUGGACCGUUAGAAGAGAUCGGCGGUGAUGUAUCGAAAGUACUAGAGGACGCUGAGGCGGGGGCGACGGUCAAAUUGCAUCUUGUUUUGUACAAGGGUCCUAGAGAACCUGUCAAGCUCAUGACCGAGGCGCAGCCGGAUGGCGAAAAUCAGACUGAGAUUGAAGCUAGCAAGGAAUAUUGGCAGACAUGGCUAGGAUCUAUCCAAAUCAGGAAGCCGGACGAGGUACUUGCUAGGGAGGAUCCGAAAAGCCGUCCAUUGGAAUGA